GCCACCAGGUGUCCCUAGCACUAUACAGUGGGGAACAAGUCUUAUAGGACUAAAUCCAUUUCUUACAUUGUUUUAUGUGUUAACAGGAAAGCAAUUUCAUCUGUGAUGCUGGGGAUACCAUAUAACCACACAAGGGAAAACCCUGACACCUUCUUCCUUGUGGGCAUCCCAGGUUUGCAGUCUUCACAUCUUUGGCUGGCUAUUUCAUUAAGUGCCAUGUAUAUCAUCUCUCUGUUAGGAAACGUACUCAUAAUGACUGUAAUCUGGAUGGAUUUCACUCUACAAGAGCCCAUGUAUUGCUUUCUGUAUAUUCUGGCUGCUGUGGACAUUGUUAUGGCCUCCUCUGUGGUACCCAAGAUGGUGAGCAUCUUCUUCUCAGGAGACGGUUCCAUCAGCUUUAGUGCUUGUUUCACUCAGAUGUAUAUUGUCCAUGCAGCCACAUCUGUGGAGACAGGGCUAUUGCUGGCCAUGGCUUUUGACCGCUAUAUAGCCAUCUGUAAGCCCCUACACUACAAGAGAAUUCUCACACCUCAAUUGAUGCUGGUAAUGAGUGUGGCCAUCACUGUCAGAGCUGUCAUAUUUAUGACUCCACUGAGUUGGAUGUUAAGUCAUCUGCCUUUCUGUGGCUCCAAUGUGGUUCUCCAUUCCUACUGUGAGCACAUAGCUGUAGCCAAGUUGUCAUGUGCUGACCCUAUGCCCAGUAGUCUCUACAGUGUGAUUGGUUCAUCCAUUAUUGUGGGUUCCGAUGUGGCCUUCAUUGCUGCCUCCUAUCACCUGAUUCUCCGGGCAGUAUGUGGUCUCUCCUCAAAGAAUGCUCAGCUGAAAGCAUUAAGCACAUGUGGCUCUCAUGUGGGGGUUAUGGCUCUGUACUACCUACCUGGGAUGGCAUCCAUCUAUGUGGCCUGGCUAGGGAGGGAUACAGUGCCCCUCCACACUCAAGUGCUGUUAGCUGAUUUGUACCUGGUCAUCCCACCCACCUUAAACCCCAUCAUUUAUGGCCUGAGGACCAGACAAGUAUGGAAGCGAACAUGGAGCUUGCUGAUGCACUGCCUCUUUGACCACUCCAAACUGGGUUCAUAA
Lontra canadensis (Northern American river otter) is the source of this 1080-nucleotide messenger RNA. RefSeq names its product olfactory receptor 52I2-like. Gene Ontology annotation, molecular function: G protein-coupled receptor activity; olfactory receptor activity. Lineage: Eukaryota; Metazoa; Chordata; Mammalia; Carnivora; Mustelidae. The transcript has a single exon. The record is from RefSeq and is a predicted model, not a curated record. Gene Ontology annotation, biological process: G protein-coupled receptor signaling pathway. The coding region runs from base 106 to 1080 and encodes 324 amino acids. Gene Ontology annotation, cellular component: membrane.